GCGAGACACGUAGUGCACAUACACAUGGCGUAUUCAGACAGUGACGCUCUUUCUGCAAAAAUAUUGUUGACAUUUGACAUUAAUGCUAAACAACCGUUCAAUUACGAGAAAUUCCAAACGCUCUGUGUCCGAAUGUUUAGCGAAGAUGAAGUCGAGCAGAAUGAGUUGAGGGUACGAGAGAUCUUUGAGUUAUUUGACGCAAAUGCGGACGGUGUGCUGAGCAACAAGGAACUGUAUAGAUGUUGUAUGUGGAUACAUACGAUUAUGAAUCCCAUCAAUGUUUUGCUAGUCGUCGAUGUACAGAACGAUUUUAUUGAUGGCACGCUGGCACUUCGAAAACUAAAUGACUUUGGGCAAGAGGGAUUGGAAGUAGUGGAACCGAUAAAUCGGCUUUUGAGGGAGGGUCACUGGGACGAAGUGAUAUAUACACAGGAUUGGCAUCCCGAGAAUCACAUCAGCUUCUUUGACAAUUUGGCGAUGCGCGAACUUCAUCCGACAUCUGAAGUCACUAAGGAAACAGCGAAACCCUUCGACACUGUUGUUUUUUUGCAAUCUCAUGUAAUACAAGUACUUUGGCCAAGACACUGUGUUAGGAACACCUGGGGCGCUGAAUUGCAUAAAGAUCUGCUAAUAUUGCCUUCUUCCAAACGGCUAUAUAAAGGUCAGGAUCCAGAUAAAGAAUCAUAUUCAGCAUUUGAAAAAGAUGCACAAAGCUCCAUAAAACUUGAAGAAAUAUUGUUGGCCGUUGGAGCUACGCUCUUAUUUGUCUGUGGACUCACCUAUGAUAUAUGCGUAAAGGAGACAUGUUUGGAUGGUUUGCGAUUGGGUUAUCCUGUAGCUGUGAUUGAAGAUUGCUGCCGUAGUACAAAACCCAAUGAAAUAACGACUGAAUCGUAUAUUGAAAAUGGCGCACUAGUGGCACGUUCUGAUCGCAUACUGUCCUUGGUGAACGAACACAAACAUAGUCUGGUGAUGGCGCAUCACGCCGCAAAGAGUAUAAGUAAAUUAAACUUUUAAGCGAAACCUAUUCAUAGGUUCAUUAUAUUAUGUAAAAACAUUUCUUAAAAGAUAACGACUAUUUUUUGUCAAAUCUAACAAAAUCUAAAGUUGCUUAAAAUAGA
Acromyrmex echinatior (Panamanian leafcutter ant) is the source of this 1121-nucleotide messenger RNA. RefSeq lists its product as uncharacterized. The record is from RefSeq and is a predicted model, not a curated record. Lineage: Eukaryota; Metazoa; Arthropoda; Insecta; Hymenoptera; Formicidae. Gene Ontology annotation, molecular function: calcium ion binding.